AUGCAUUGUGACGUUUCAGCUCGCUUUGUCAAACGCAAAGCGUUCACGUUUUCUGACCCUCCAUCCACCCGCAUUCCGCUUCCACUUCCAUCUUCUCCCCAUCUCCCGUCCCACCCUUCAUCACCCUGUUCCAGAGUCCCCGCGUUUCUAUUGGCUCUAGAGACUCGCAACCGCCAGCUGGCGCGUCACUGUGGCGCCACGCGUCUGUUCAGCGAGAAGCGCACCACAGCAGCAGCGGCAGCAGCUGCUGCUGUUAAUGGCAACAAGGGUGGUGGUGGUGGUGGCAACGUUUUGAUGCAAUGGAAACCAGAGCCAGACCGAUACUUGCUCCUCUCGUGCCACAAAGGCAAGCUGAGCGAGCGGCUGGUGUGUCUGCAGCACCACCUGCUGCUGGCAGGGCUGCUCAACCGCACUCUUCUGAUCGGCCGCUUUCACAGCAAGGGCGUGCGGGGCGAGCACUCGUGGGAGCUGGCUGUUGAUGUUGGGCACCUCAGGAUGUGCUAUGGCGAGGACACUGUGCUGCUGGCGCAUGAGUGGAGAGCACGGGAGAGGGGGAAGGGGACGGGGAGAGGAGGGGAGGGUGAGGGGGAGGGGAGGAGGAGGGUGCUGGUUGGUCGGGGCGAUGCUGGUUGGGGGGUGAGAGGCGGGGAAGUGGAGGGGGAGGAGCGGUGGAAGGAGGAGGCGGAGGAGGAGGGUGAGGAGGAGGAUGGGGAGGAGCACGAGAGGGGAGAAGCAAGGCAUGGGGAUGAAGAAACGAGAGGGGAAGAAGCAGAGACGGUCCAAUGGAGGCGGUUCCUCAAGGGGAAGAAGAAGCAGAAGAAAGAAACAGAAAAGAAAUCUAAAGAAGACGAGGAGAAUUCGUCAGCAGAAGAGGCUUUCGACCCCGAGGAAACAGCACACCCUAUAGCCAUCGACGCUCUCGUGCCCUGGUACAAGGACAAGUCCGCUCUCCCCAAGAGAUUCCGAGCCCGCCCCGACCUCUCCUUUCCGCGACCCGCCCUCUUUGCGAACCUCACACGCCGAUCCCCACUCCGGUCGUUCCUCUCGGUCUACACUGCGCCGGAGGUUCGCGCUGCACGAGUGCUCUUUGUGGGGGAUUUGCUCUACGCGUUCUGGGAGGUCCCAGAUGCUCCGAAUCUGGUCAACUUUCCGGGUGACGCGCCGUUCGUUCGUUCGCCGGGCUGCCCGAACCCGUACACGCUCCUGCCCAACCGGAAGGUGCUGCGGCUAGCAAAGGAGAUCCAGAAAACUUUUUUCUCGGGCAGUGACGGGGCGAAAGUCCCGUUUUUAGCGGUGAAUUAUGAGAAGAGGGCUGGGUUGGAGGGCCAGUUGUGGUGUGACUUGGGUGGGGAUGCAGAAGCAGCAGCAGCAAGAGCAGCUGCAGCAGAUAAGGAAUCGAAGUCCAAGAUUGGGUUUGUGAAGAAAGGGAAGAGAAGAGGAUUGAGAAGCAUUGAGGAGAGCGUUGGUAACCGUGCCUGCCAGCUGUCAGUUGCUGAGGUGGCAGGUUGCUUGUGGCGCAAGCUGUCUGCUUCAGGCAUUCGACGGCUCUUUCUUGUCACCGAUGCAUCGGAUCAAGAGGUCCGUGAAGCAUGGUACAAGCUGUGGGAGAUCAACGGCGACUCGGUCCGCUUCAUCCUCCCACGCGCCUUUCACCAGCGCAUCCUCAAGCGCUUUCCAGGAACCUUCCAGCAGGUGCUGGACCUGGUGACCAUGGCGAUCAGUGCGCAGGCCGACAUGUUCCAGGGCUCCUUCGGGUCUCUCUUCUCUCUUCAGACCAUGCGCCUUCGGUAUGCCUUUAGCACAGCUUCGUGUAGGGAUGCUGCUCUGGGAGAUGAUUUCCUCUUGCCUGUUGAUACGACCGCCGAUGCCGGCUGGGGAGUGUUCCUAGAUCUCCAGGACAACGGCUUGUGA
This is a messenger RNA of Closterium sp. Yama58-4, 1911 nucleotides long. Lineage: Eukaryota; Viridiplantae; Streptophyta; Zygnematophyceae; Desmidiales; Closteriaceae. The record is from the annotation of a GenBank genome assembly.